AUUUCUCAAUGGCAGUUGAUGUUGCCCGUUUGGGUGCCCGACUCAUUUGCCUUGUCUCAGCAUUGACAGUUGGUUUCACUCUGAUUACAUUCAUUCAUAUUUCAUCUAAAAUCCAAAAAACAGAAAAUGAAAUAAUUGGAAACCAAUCGGCUUUUAAGGCAAAAUCUCAAGUAAUCUGGGCUGAACUUAUGGAAACUGGAAGAUCUCUUCGUAUUCCAAGAAGUUCUUAUGGAACAGAUGAAAAGAAAGGAGUUCUUCAUCAAUGUAGUCAAUGUACACGACUUCAUUGUCCACAAGGACCAAUUGGAGAAGAAGGUUCUCCAGGAAAUGAUGGUCAACCAGGAACACCUGGAAAACCGGGAUCUCCAGGUUUAGAGGGAGUUGAUGUAGAUCUUGAACCACAAGAGGAGCUUCCAUGCUCAAUUUGUCCAGCAGGACCUCAAGGACCACGAGGUGCUCAGGGAGAACGUGGAUUGCCAGGAAAUGCGGGACGAAAAGGAAAAUCUGGAAAGUCGGGACAUCCAGGACAACCAGGAGGAAUCGGAGCAAGUGGAGCAAAAGGACCAACUGGUACACGUGGAACACCUGGAAUGAAGGGACCACCAGGAGAUACUAUUAUUGCCGGAGAAGGAAUUAAAGGACCUCCAGGGCUACAAGGAUCACAAGGACCUAAAGGACCACCAGGAAAUUCCGGUAGAUCAUCUAAUAUUAGAGGUCCAUCAGGUAAACCUGGACAACAGGGUGGAAUUGGAGGAACUGGAAAGUUCGGAAAAUACGGAGAGCAGGGUGGAAUCGGUGCACCGGGAGAACCAGGACUGCCAGCAACAUAUUGUCCAUCCGAUUGUGGAGUUAACACGAUUCUCUCACAAUUUGGAAGUCGUGCUCAACAUCCAGAAUCGAUCAACGGAGAGGACAAUGGAGCACCUGCAGCAAAUACAGAAGAGUACAAUUCUGAAGAACGAAUUGAAUCGCCAGCUCCACCUGCUCCACAGCCAACUACCAAUCAGCAACAGGAAACCGUUGCAGCUGCUGCAUCCGAACAGGAAUCAUUUGAAGAAUCAUCUUAUAGAAGUUUCUUUGGACAUUAAUCAUUCUUAUUUUAAUAAAAUUUGUUAACAUUGUGUUUACAUUAUUUUUUAAAGUUUGUAACUUUAUCUAUUCCUACAAAGGGUGAAAAAUAAAAUAUAGGAUAUAAA
Molecule: messenger RNA, 1196 nt
Organism: Caenorhabditis elegans
Lineage: Eukaryota; Metazoa; Nematoda; Chromadorea; Rhabditida; Rhabditidae
Gene: col-121
Product: Nematode cuticle collagen N-terminal domain-containing protein
Molecular function (GO): structural constituent of cuticle
Source: RefSeq, marked reviewed